AUGCCGUCCUCGUCAAACCAUGAUACCUGGAAGGAGGAGGAGAUUCUCGACAACUUCAAACAGGGAUUCGUCAGGUUCUACUACAAAGGCUUUCGCGCGGAAGCCAGUGAAGUAUGCCAGAUCUACAGCAACUUGCUUGAGUUGCCGCAGGAAACCCUCACCGACCACUUCAAAAACGAAGACGAGGCAGAGUGGGCGCGGUUGAAGAAGAGGAUUCAGAGCAAGAAGACAAGUGAGAGUGUGUGGACAAUCAGCCGCUCUUUUUCGGACACGGCGGAGGUCCUGAUUCAGUGUGGAAGACACGAAGAAGGUAAGCAGUUCUAUGUGUAUGCGAAGCACGUCCAGAAGCUGGCGGAGGCUCUUUAUGCGGAGGAGGAGAACCGCAAGUAG
This is a messenger RNA of Ramularia collo-cygni, 390 nucleotides long. RefSeq lists its product as uncharacterized. The record is from RefSeq and is a predicted model, not a curated record. The coding region runs from base 1 to 390 and encodes 129 amino acids. The transcript has 2 exons. Lineage: Eukaryota; Fungi; Ascomycota; Dothideomycetes; Mycosphaerellales; Mycosphaerellaceae.